This is a messenger RNA of Branchiostoma belcheri (Belcher's lancelet), 1321 nucleotides long. RefSeq names its product spermine oxidase-like. The record is from RefSeq and is a predicted model, not a curated record. The transcript has 6 exons. NCBI's taxonomy places the organism in Eukaryota, Metazoa, Chordata, Leptocardii, Amphioxiformes, Branchiostomatidae. Gene Ontology annotation, molecular function: polyamine oxidase activity. Bases 23 to 1321 code for a protein of 432 amino acids.
GACCCCUGACCUUAGAAACAUCAUGGCUGCCGUGAGUCCAAAAGUUACUGCGACGGGCAAAGUUGUCAUCAUAGGCGGCGGAAUGGCGGGGAUUUCUGCAGCGCAGAGGCUGACGGCUGCUGGGUGGACGGAUGUGAGGAUCGUGGAGGCGAGAGACCGCCCAGGCGGACGGAUGUGGACCCAACGCUUAGGCCCAAACAUCAUAGAGCUUGGUGCCAACUGGAUCCAUGGGAGUGAAGGUAACCCCAUCUACAAACUUGCUGAAGAUCACAACCUUUUGAAGAAUACUGCUAGGCUCCAAACCUUCAAAGAUCGUUACAGGCUUCGAGGGGACACCUUCAUGCCUGGGGGCCAGGUCAUAGACAGAGAGAUUGUGCAAGAGUUCCUGCACAUGUAUGAGGAACUGAUAGAAGAAUGUUGCAACUUCUUCCUCAAUGAGAAAACUCCUCACAACCCUGAUGAAUCAGUUGGUAACUACCUUGAACAAGAGUUUCCUAAGAGACUCAACCAGGCUACUGACAAUGAUGAUGUCAAGAGGCUGAAGAUGGCUCUCUUUAAGCAACACCUUAAGCAAGAGACCUUCACAACUGGAUGCCAUAAUAUGAAGGAAGUUGGACUUGAUAAUUUUGGCCAAUAUGUAUCUAUUCCGGGAGGUAACAUAAACUUGCCUGAUGGGUAUGACACAGUGUUUGGUGUCCUACUGAAGGAUAUUCCAUCUGAGUGUAUUUUGUAUAACAAACAAGUUAAAUGUGUUCUGUGGGAUCAGGUGGAAGCUGACACCAACAGUAGCGGUGCUGAACAUCAUUCCCACCAUGCUGUAAGCAUUGUAUGUGAAGAUGGAGAGAUCCUCAAGGCUGAUCACAUUAUCAUAACAGUUCCUCUUGGCUUCUUGAAGAAACAUGCUUCGACAUUCCUCCAGCCUCCACUGCCUGAGAAGAAGCUGAGAUCCAUUGCAAAGAUGGGUUUUGGAGUCGUGGACAAGAUCUUCCUGGAGUAUGAGAAACCCUUCUGGGAAGCAGGCAGUCCUGGAUUUCAGCUGGUUUGUAGGGAAGAAGAAACAGAGCCUAGGUGCCCUGAGGAGUGGUACAAGAAGUUGUACAUCUUCUAUGUAGAUCCAAAGGCUCCUAACACUGUCUUUUGCUGGCUUUCUGGAGAAGAGGCACUGCACAUGGAGACACUGCCUGAGGAAGAGGUUGCACAUAAAAUUGUGGAGGUCCUCAGGAGGUUUACUGGGAAUGAUGAGAUCCCCCUCCCUCAGAGCAGAACUGCGAUCAUCGCGCUCAAGGACAAACAUCUGGCCUGGAUCUACUAUGACGGAUAG